Messenger RNA from Trichobilharzia regenti, 2295 nucleotides. The record is from the annotation of a GenBank genome assembly. NCBI's taxonomy places the organism in Eukaryota, Metazoa, Platyhelminthes, Trematoda, Strigeidida, Schistosomatidae.
AUUUUGUUGCAUUCAUUUGCAUUUUCGCACUGAUACAAAUAUGCCACAGUACAUCAUAACACCAUUGCUAAUGCUUACUUACAUAUCCAUAUAUUUGAAUUAAUAUAUAAUACAAGAAGAAGUGUUAUCGAUUCCGAAUUAUUUCAUCAUCUCCACAUUACUUUCUAAUUCAUCAAAGACUUUUGAUUAUCCAGUAGACAAAUCUUCACUUGAAUUCUUAUAAAACAAGCGAAUCACUCAGUAGGACCUUCUUACAUUUAUUAUAUUAAAGGUGAAGUUAUCAAACAGUGUGUCAUUUACUCUAUCUAACCAACUUGCAUAAAGGCGGACAAUACGGAAGUUUUAAUAUAAUUUGCAGUAAAAAUAGCGAUUAUUCAACCAUCGCUGUUUUAUGAUUCUUCUGAUGGUGUGUUCUUCUCAAUCCUCUGUUUAAUGCUUAAAAAUUUAGCCAGUUACUUGAAUAUUUCAACACAAAAAGACUCUCGCAUCAACAACUAAUCUAUUAUCAAUAUUACCAAUGACAGAAAUAACUGAAUACUUUACAACAACAUCAUUAACUACGCCAUUGGAUACAACUGAAUGUGAACCUAUCGAGUUUUUAGAAACAUUUGGACGUGUUUAUGGCGAAAUGCAUGGAUAUAUCACACUGUUUCUAUGCCCUAUUUGUGUACUAUCUAAUAUUUGCAUUGUAAUUGUUCUAAAUCAGCGUAGUAUGAUAUCGCCAACAAAUUUUCUUCUGACAUCUUUAGCAAUAAGUGAUGGCCUCCUAAUGAUAUUUUAUAUCCCAUUUGCAAGUUAUUUUCUCAUUGGUCGGCAUACACGGAAUUCAAGUUAUAGUUGGGCGGUUUUCUUACAAUUUCAUAUAAAUUUACAAAAUUUUUUACACUUAACUUCAAGUUAUAUUGUUGUUGUGAUAGCUGUAUUUCGUAUUCUCUAUGUACGAUUUUUGGUACAAUGUCAUAUAUUGUGUAGUAUGCAAAGAGCUAAACUGGCUAUCACACUCGUCCUCAUCAUAAGUAGUAUAUUGACUAUUCCGUGUGUAAUCACGCAUCAUAUUGUACGGAAUAAUAAUGAGAAUGAAGAAAAUGGUUACAUGGUGACAUAUAAAGAAAAUGAAGUCAUGUUAAACUAUCUGUAUUGGAAUACAGCUAUUUUCUCUAAACUACUUCCGCUGUUAUGUUUAAGUGUACUUAGUUUUAUGCUGAUAUUUACUGUACGUAAACAGAAUUCCCGCAUGCGUAGAAUGAAAGCACAAUCGAAAAUUGGUAGAAUUCAUGCGAUUGCAGUGAAAUCCCCGUCAAAUUUAUCAACAACUAUGACAAAUGCAUCGUAUCUGUUAGAAAAGGCGAAUCAUGCAGAUAAUGAUAUGAAAAAUAACAAUACUAAUACUAACACUAUUAAUAAUAAUAAUAAUAACAAUAAUAAUAUAAUGAAUGAUAAUGGCGACACAGUGAUAAUUAAACUUUCCAGUCUUAAAGAAUCCCCGUCUUCAUCGUCAACAGCACCAGUAUCAGCAACAACAACAACACUAACACCAACACCAACCCCAAAUGCUAACAGAGAACGAAAAAGUAAAACAUUUGAAAAUGAACGUGAUAAAGUGGAGAAUCGAUUGACAAAAUUUUUACUUACAAUUGUUUUUAUAUUUAUGAUCACUUUACUUCCACAGGCAAUCUUAUUAUUUUUAAGCGGAUUUUUAGGCAAUUGUUUCACUGAUACAGUAUACAAUGCACUCGGCGAUUUUAUGGAUCUGUUGACCAUCGUUAAUAAUGGUAUUAAUUUCAUAUUAUAUUGUUCAAUGUCCCAUCAAUUUCGAACAACAUUUAUACAUUUUUGUACAAAAAUAUUUCCAAAAUACAGGUAAACAGAUAUUAAAUUAAAGGCCAGUGAUUUAUUGUUAUUUCAUAUGUCCCUCUUUCUCUCCCUUUCUCCCUUUGUGUGUGUGUAAUUGUGCGUAUUUGUAAUUAUAUUUACAUUUCAUUAGGUAAUUUUAAAAAAAUCAGUUUACCCUUUCAUGAUUUCUGAAAUGGACAAUUAGAUGUGUAAAAAGUAUACAUGUAUGCAUGUAUAUUGUUCUAACUAAUGUAUCUAUUCGUCAGCUGAUGUGAUUAUAAUAAUACAAAAAUGAGUUUGGUACAUAUCAUACGUGUCUUUAUUGCCUUAUCACAUAUCCCUAUUAAUAUUAUUAUUAUUAAUAUAAUCAAUUUAAUGUGUUAAUCAUUAUUGGAAGUAGUAUAUGUGUGAUUGGUGUUCACUGAACUAUAUAUAUAUGACUACUGUAUGAUUCGUAGUGGG